AUGGAGGUGGAGACGGGAAUCUGCGACCUCCCAGCGGACUGCCUGGCCCGCGUCGCCUCCCUGACCUCCCCCGGCGACGCGUGCAGGCUGGCGGCCACCGCUGCCGUGCUCCGGGAAGCCGCCGACUCUGAUGAGGUCUGGGGCAGCUUCGUCCCGGCAGACUGCGCCGACAUCCUAGCACGGUGGAGCACGAGUGAUGAGCGCCGCCGGGACGGAGAAACGAACAAGGGGUUCUUCUUCCGACUCUGCGACUCCCCAGUUCUCCUCGAUGGUGGCAAGCUGAGCUUCUCGCUGGACAGGCAUAGCGGCGCCAAAAAGUACAUGAUACCGGCGAAAGCUCUGUGCUACGGGUGGAGUGGCUACCCCUACGGAGGCCUCGUCUGGUCACGCUGCCACCCUCACUCCAGAUUCAGCGAGGUGGCCGUUCUUUCAUACAUAUGCUGGCUGGACGUGAACGGCAUUUUAAACACGAAGAACCUCUCGGGCAUUGGUAGAGGCUACAUGGCCUAUCUCAUAUACAGGGUGCAUCAGCUGCACACAGACACAGCUCAGAACCAAGACCAAGAAGCUGAAGUGUUGUCCUCUUCUGCCAGCAGCAAUCAUGAGUGCAACCAUCUCGUCCCUCAGAAGCACUCGCGAUCUCUUUUAUGGGACUGGGGCUGGGAACUCGAUGGAUCAUCAUCGUUGGCAUCAGUAGACACGGAAGAGAAGAAUCGAAGUCUGAAGCAGCGGCUAAAAUCUGAUGGUGUGAGCGUGAGAAGCGAUGGACGAUGGAUAGAGCAAGAGAUCAACAUAGAAUUGGACAAACCGUGUCUGGACGGGGAGGAGAGGAAUGUUUCCAUUGAGUUUAGAGGGUUCACAGGGUCGCAUAGUUGUCAGAUUAUCAUAGAAGGGAUCGAGAUACGGCCGAGAGCAAUGGAAAGUUAAAAGCAUGGCCAAAUUUCUUAGAUAGAUGAAUUCAACAAUAUGGUUAAGUUUAUUUGCGGCAAUAUUGCAAUUUUCAAGUAUGUCGCUGUGUGAAUUUUGUGCCUUGCAUUCCAUUGGUAUUUAAAUUUUGUGCCAUGCAUUCCAUUUGUAACAUAUGAGGCAUGUAUAUCUUAGCCUUUUUAUUCACCCAUAGACCAAUGGUGAAACUUGAAACCUACCAUAUUGAAGGUGUGCCUAGCUUUGGUUGUAAGUGUUGUGGAAUAAGUGGAAUUCCGUAACUCAUGCAACCAAAGCUGGCAUACCUUCUAUAUAUAACAUAAGGUUCAUGUUACAUCACGGUGCAUGGACAAUAUUUUUUGGUUUGCCUCAUGUAUUUUCUCGAUCUCAGUUAGCAACCUAUUUUAUGAAGUCAAUGAUCGCUGUUAA
Triticum dicoccoides is the source of this 1353-nucleotide messenger RNA. Its product is annotated as putative F-box protein PP2-B12. The transcript is spliced from 3 exons. The coding region runs from base 1 to 927 and encodes 308 amino acids. The record is from RefSeq and is a predicted model, not a curated record. Gene Ontology annotation, molecular function: protein binding. NCBI's taxonomy places the organism in Eukaryota, Viridiplantae, Streptophyta, Magnoliopsida, Poales, Poaceae.